Molecule: messenger RNA, 9349 nt
Organism: Manduca sexta (tobacco hornworm)
Lineage: Eukaryota; Metazoa; Arthropoda; Insecta; Lepidoptera; Sphingidae
Product: ribosomal protein S6 kinase alpha-5
Exons: 18
Coding region: 886-4482 (1198 amino acids)
Biological process (GO): regulation of DNA-templated transcription; protein phosphorylation
Molecular function (GO): protein serine/threonine kinase activity; ATP binding
Source: RefSeq, a predicted model, not a curated record
GGAAAUGGCUCAGUAAUCAUUUAAAAUAUCAAAAUAAGCGUUUAUACCUAGAACGCAAUUACGUUUUCCAACUAAGAAACAGUGUUAAAACACAGUGUUUUAUUUACUACAUUAUGCAUCGUCCGCGGCCCGCUGCCCGCUGGCAACAGAUAACGAAACGGUAUCGCACCUCAGACUCCAUGACACAUUGAUAUUCACCACAAAAUAUCAAAAUCACAUUUAAAUCGAGUGAAUUUUAUUGAUAAAACUCAUAUUAGUGGCGUAAAUUCUUAGAAAACUGAAAAUACAUGUUCGGAAACGCGCGGCGGCAUAACGAACCUUGUUUGUUGACAUUACCACAUAGUACUGCGAGUGGCGCCAUCGUGCCGUAUCUCUGCAAUUGUAGCGCUAAAUAAAUGUAAUUUGCCAUCAAAUCAGCAUGAAAAAAGGAUAGUGGGACAUACUAAGUGCAUUUAAUGAGUCAUGUGAACCUUAUUGACUCUAAUUGUUGUGAUUGUGUGUAGCAAAAAAGGCGGGCAAAAAUCUGUGCAAGUGACGAUCAAAGUUCUAUUUUUAGACAGACCAGUGGCGCGAUAAACAUGUAAUUAACGCUAAAACGCUUUACUUCGCUGAAUAUUAUCUUUGAGACAUUGUUGUAUUCUGUGUAAGAUAGUUUACAGUUUCUUAUUAGACUCUACUGUGAAUUGGCAAAGGAAAAAGGCGGCCGCGAAACAAGUUUGACAGCUCACAGACGCACACAUACAAACGCCGCCGCAGUGCGCAUGUGUGCGUGCAAGUGAUGUGAAAUUCUUAUGCUUAUCGAUUGGCAAGAUUAUUUCAAGGACGUUUAAUACUUCUAAUGUAUGGACAAAUGUAAUUAUUGUUUUCAAACAAACUCAAUUUAAAAUGGAGACGCCGAAAACCGAGUCUGAGAACGUAGAAUUUCCAUUAACAAACCCACUUAACGAGAUAAUGGCUGAAUUACCGAGUCCAAUGUACGAAUGCCGACAGAGCUUAGACGUGUCUGAUGUAGGUGAGAAUGUGACUGUAGGGGACAGAAAUAUCUCCGUAGACAAUGUGACAUGCUCUAAUGACACACCCACACCAAUUAAAACGCCGGCCGAGACGCCGCCUGCGUCCAAAUCGCCGCCAAUAUUCGAAACGCCGACUGUCGAUAUUUCAAAGUCAGAAUGCGUUCGAAAACCACCCACCUUGUUGAAAUUAUCGUUGAUUAAGAAGGACGAUGAUAUUUUUGCAAAACCGUCGCCAGUUGCCGAUAUUAUGUCGCCGGCUAAGAUGUUACAAUUCGAAGUAGACCUGGCAACAAGCUCGACGCCAACAAUGAAGCGAGCGGUUGUCGACUUUGAUUUCUUUACUAAGAACAAAUUUGAGGAAUAUUUCGAUGAUGACAAAGAGGGUAACAAGGAGGUCGGAAAGACAGAGUACGAGGCCACGCCGGUUAUUGUCAAUGCCAACACUGUUCGACACGAAAUUGGCUAUGUCAACCUGAAUGGUGCUUCGAAAGUGGACAUAUCACAUUUCGACUUGCUCAAAGUGCUCGGCACUGGAGCUUACGGCAAAGUGUUCUUAGUUAGAAAAAGAUGUGGCGUCGACGAGGGCAAGUUGUACGCCAUGAAAGUGCUCAAAAAGGCUUCUAUAGUGCAGAAACUGAAGACUGCAGAGCACACCAGGACAGAGAGACAAGUACUGGAGGCGGUAAGAGAGUGUCCGUUUUUGGUGACACUCCAUUACGCGUUCCAGACAGACGCCAAACUGCAUCUUAUAUUAGAUUACGUAGCGGGUGGUGAGCUUUUCACCCACCUUUACCAGAGGGAACAUUUCAACGAGGACGAAGUGAGGAUAUACAUAGCUGAAAUUAUAUUGGCGCUCGAGCAGUUACAUAAGCUCGGCAUCAUAUACCGCGACAUAAAACUGGAGAACAUACUCCUCGAUGCGGAAGGUCACAUCGUGCUGACGGACUUUGGCCUCUCCAAGGAGUUCUGCGGCGGUGAGAGCAGAGCUUACAGCUUCUGCGGCACCAUCGAGUACAUGGCGCCUGAGGUGGUCAGGAGUGGCAGCCAGGGGCAUGAUAUCGCGGUCGACUGGUGGUCAGUAGGUGUUCUUACGUACGAGCUGCUGACUGGAGCGUCUCCCUUCACGGUGGAGGGGGAGAAGAACACGCAGCAGGAGAUCACGAAGCGGAUCGUGAGGUGCAGUUACCCGGUGCCGCCUGACGUCAGUCCCGAGGUCCAAGACUUUAUUAGGAAAUUGCUAGUGAAGGACCCGCGGCGGCGGCUCGGCGGCGGAGACGGUGACGCCGAAGAACUCAAGAGACAUCCGUUUUUCCAGAACUUGGACUGGCAGGCGGUGCUGCGCCGCGACGUGCCCGCUCCGUUCGUGCCGCAGCUCUCCCACGCGGCGGACACGUGCAACUUCGCCGACGAGUUCACGCGGAUGCCUCCGACGGACUCGCCUGCGCAAGCGCCGAAGCAUCAUGACAAGUUGUUCCUUGGCUACUCGUACGUGGCGCCUAGCAUAUUGUUCUCGGAGAACAUCAUAUCGGAUCAGAUAUGGAUGCAGGCGUCUGGACCGAAGCCUGACAAGCCUAAGGGAUGGGUCGCCAAGGACUCGCCGUUCUUCCAGAAAUACUCAGUGGACCUCAGCACGCCGCUGCUUGGCGACGGAUCUUUCUCUGUUUGUCGGAAAUGUAUACACAGACAGACGAGCAAGGAAUACGCUGUUAAAAUAAUCUCAUCUCAGAAGAAGGACGUGAGACAAGAGAUCGAACUACUGAAGGCGUGUCAGGGGUGUCCCUACAUCAUCACGCUGCACGAAGUGUUUCAUGACUCGGCGUUCACGUACAUAGUGACGGAGCUGGCGGCGGGCGGCGAGCUGGGCGCGCGGCUGGCGGGCGGCCUCGCCGAGCCCCUCGCGCGCCGCCUGCUCGCGCAGCUCGCGCUCGCCGUGCGACACAUGCACGCGCGCCGCGUCGUGCACCGCGACCUCAAGCCGGAGAACAUCCUGCUGACCAGUUGUCGUCUGAACGAGGCGAAGGUCAAGGUGGUGGACUUUGGUUUCGCGUGCCGCCUGCCAGAGAACGUGGAGCCGCCGAGAAUGAUGACGCCUUGUUUUAGUCUCCCGUACGCGGCGCCGGAGGUGGUGUCGCUGGCGCGGGGGGCGGGCAGUACGCCCUACGGCGCCGCCUGCGACCUCUGGAGCCUCGGCGUCGUGCUCUACUGUAUGCUAUGCGGCAAGGCUCCGUUCCAACCUACGUCUAAAAAAGAACCGAUCACAGUCUUCAUGGACAGGAUACGAGGCGGACACUUCACUAUGGAAGGUUCUCUCUGGGACAAGGUGUCGUCGGACAGCAAGCGGCUGGUGUCGGGGCUGCUGUCGGUGGAGCCGGCGCUGCGCAUGACGGCCGCAGAGCUGUUGGCGGACCUCGGGCUCACGCACUACGACAACAGCUUCAAACUCGCCGACAUGACUAAAGCGGAUCUCUAUAAGCGUCGAAAUAAAAACAAACAACGCAAAUCCAGCUCCGAGCCGAGCACCUCCACCGAGAUGCAGGAGGAGACCGAUGAGCCGCGAGAGAACUCCUUACUCGAGACCAUAAACAACCUCAAGAACAGAAUGAACAAGAACUCCAUAGAGAAUGAUGUAGAACUCAUCAAAGCAAACACUCUAGACACGCCUGUCAAUGAAACAGAGCCUUCGUACAACGAUAUAGACGAAGUACCGUCAGUGAAACCUGUAGAGAAAACGUACGCCAAAUCCAGAUCUAAACUUGACGACUAUAUUUACAUAGAGAGUAGUCAAGGCCUGGACGGCACGGAGGUCGCCUUCCCGAAAGGCAAUCGCAGCAAAAAGUCUAAAGAUACCUCACCCGUGCCAAGGAAACGUAGGAAAAUGGAAACCAGACAGACUAAGAAGGAAGUCAACGGGAGACAGUUGCGUAGCAGCGAUAAACCCACGCCAGAGAGGCGGUCUCUCAGAAACAGGAGUGUGGACAAAUCCAGGGUCACCAAGGAGUCUAUAGAGAAUGAGAAGACUGUAGUGACAAGAGCCAGCCGUAAGCGCAAACAUGAGGAAUUAACUAAACCUGUGUUAAGGGAGAAGGGACAAAACGGACGCUCGUCACGCAAAAAUAGCGAGAAUAACACAGAGAGGAAGAUUGUGAGGGCGAGGAAAACUAAAGCAAAACCGCUAGCUAUAGAAGUGGACCCGCAGAAUGUCCGCAUGACGCGCUCCAGGCGGAGGCGCUUGGAGAUCAGCCUCUCCCCCUCAGAGGUCAAGAGCGUCAUGCCAGCCUUCUCCUUCGAAUCGGACCGCAGAAUGAACUCGAUAGAGAGCAGUCGGUCCGCGAAGUGUAAUGCGAAUACCAAAGCGAAACGCCAGAAAGCGAACGCAAAGGCUAAAGCGAAAGCGAAGCCGGCGAAAACCGCUAGCAAAGCGAAAAAGACACCCGUCAGGGCGACGCGGUCGCGCGCCAACAGAAGGUGAAAAUGUUCCUUCAACGUCCAAAUAAUUUAAUCAAAGCGCCAUCUGUUAUCAUAAAUAGAAAAAACAUAGACUGUUACGCCUCACGGCAACUGUAGAUUAAAAAUUCCAAUAUGGCGUCAGCUAACCUCAAAUUCCAAAAAAAAAGCGACAAAAUAGUGAUGCAAUAUUAUACGUUUAAAAAUGGACGCUUUUGCUCACGCGUAGUAAUUAACAGAGGAGAGGAAAUUAUUUAUUCAAAAUAAUAAAAAAAAAGAGUUAGAUAUAUUUCUGUAAUGUAACUAGCCUCUCAUCUAGUUUGAUUAAUUGUAGACCUGUUUUUUUUUUUAUUUUUUAAUCCUUUUAUUUAAUGUUACUAUUAAUUUUUAAGACACUUUUUCCUCUUAUAUUUACCACUAGAAUUAAUUCGAUUUGAAGUUGUUUAUGUAUUGCAAUUAGAUAAUAAAUUGUAUUGUGUAGUAGUUUGAGGCAAUUUUGACAGCUCGCAAAAUGUUUUUUUUUAUUUAUUCCAGAUCUUCAAACUUACUGAAAACACCAUUCUUUCCUUGUCUGUAAAAUCUAUAAAAAUAUGUCUUGCCGAGGUCUACCUAACUACCACUAAUUAUUGAAUUACUGGCUUCUUUAGGCGACAGUCGCUAGUUGUCAAAAAUGCCUUCAAACGAUCCCAUUGUAAGGUAAUAGGGUGUGACUGAACGCAACCAUAUGAUAAUAAUUUAUUUCUAACGAAAAUAGAUCGACAUCAGCUGAGUUUCUUGAUUAAGUUUGAGGCAAUGUUGUAACACUGAGUGAGAUUAAAAAAAUGAUUUUUUUAGUAUUUGAAAAGCUAUUAUGUUGUGGGUAAUUAAAUAGGCUAGAAUAAUUUUAUUUGACACAAAAAUGAACGCGACAAAUGAAGAAAAGACCGGCAUAAAUAUAACGAUUGUUAAAAUAUCUUAUCGAUCGAUUUAUAUGGAUUUAUGCUCAAUAAUGACUUUUUCAAUUUGAUGACAAAUAUCACAGUUCAAAUAAAAAUUAACACAGAAAAUGAUGACUAAAACAAGUAGUAUUUAUUCUUAAAAUUUGAAUUUAGAACGCGACUGAAACAUAGACAAGUGACUUUUAAAUAAAACUAACUUUUACGGCUCCGCCCGCCACUCUUUUCAGACGCACAUAUCUCGGUGUUACAUCAUAAAAAAUUAAGAAACAAUGUACAGAUCUCUUUCCAUUUAAAAAAAAAACUGUAACGUUUAUAUAAUUUGUUUAGGUUGUUUGCGUGUGUACAUUGGUUUGUUAGUUGUUAGUUGUAAAUGUAAUAAGUGUCGUAAAAGGCGUUAUUAUUCACGUUAACUUCCACUGGACAUUAUAUGUAUGAUUUUUGUGUGUUUUUGUGCCAAAGCAUGCUUCAUUGUGUAUUUUUAUAUGUGUUGAAAUUGAUUGGAAGUAUGCGCCGUUUCUGAACGAAAUAUGUGCAUAAUCUCCCGUCAUAGUUCGUUUUUAACGUUCCGCUGGCAGCUUAUAAAUUAGUUUGCUUAAGGUAAGCCAGCAUAGUUCUGCCGACUGUCCACGAAUGCAACAUCUCGAGGUACUUAACUUUAGAUGCAAUAUAAUCAGAAAAAUAGUCAUUUGAAGUCGAUAAAUUAUCGUAAGAAGUUUGAUCUAAAAAUGGAUCUUUAAAUCAUCUAAAUGAAGACAACAAAUUGAACUUUGAUAGGUCAUCUCUUUUUUACCACUAGCUUUUAGAAAGAGAGAGUAAUAUAGCUACAAAUAUGUCUUCAGUUAUUCAGUGCAUCCAUCCUUUCCUCUCAACCUUGUAUAAUUCAUUAGGUAACCAGAAAGUUAACUCUAAACUUAUGUUGUUAAUGUGACCACGCUAUCCCACGAAACUAAAUCUUGUAACAAUGACGGGAAGAUACUAAACUGCUUAACAGGUUGGCUGUCAGUUGAAGGUUCAACACAGCCAGGGAAUACUAUGAUAUUGCUGAAAAAUGGGCGCUCUGUGCGUCCUCAAAGUAUUAUGGACACGAGUCAAACGCGCCCAGAUCUAAGUCAUUCUAAGGAGUUCCAAGUUUAGAGAUGUUUAAGUCUAUAAAAGGCAUUAGUCUACUCAACGUGCCUUUAUAUGUUACUUAUUGAGAUAUUUACUUUAUCUAGAUAAUUUGUUUGGUGUAGUAAAAAUGAUAUAAGCAAUAUGAAUGAUAUAAGCCAGUACAUGGCAUUAUGAGACGUAUUAGAAUGACGUAAAGUACAUCGGGUUACUGUUCAUCGAUUCACUCAGGGUUUCAAUCAAUUUUAACACGAUAAAAAACAGGACAUCUUUAAAUAAAUCAAAUUCUUAAAUCUUUCCCUUUCCUUUCGAUAUUAAGCGCUUCAACCAAAUAAGUUAUGUUUCACACGUAUGUAAAUAUUAUAGCUAUUAGUACAAAAAAAAUCGGUGGAAGAGUUUGAAAUAUAUAUCUAUAUAUAAUAUUUAUAUAAAUGAAUGAUAAAAUCUCAUGUUAAUAAAUGAACGUGUUGAAUUUUUGUUCAUUGAUUUUAAGACGGUGCGUUGCAUGGAGAUAUAAAACUGCUGUUAAAUAGUCUAUUGAUUGGGACUUCAGUAAAUGCAUUAACUAUUAAUCAGUGAUUAAUUAAAUAAUGUGUCACACUGGUUAUAAUAUGAACAGAAAUGAAAGGCACAUUAAAAAACACAGAGACAUAAAAAUAUACAAAAUGCUUCCGAACGAUACCUAUUUAUACCAUAUUGCGUGUUUUCAUAAAUAUUUUCAAUAAAACACCGAAACUGUAUUUAUUAGUUACAAUAUUCCCAAUGUAAAGCAAUAAGGGUUAAAUUUGAAUGUGACAAAUGGAAGCUUUGAAGUAAUAGCCUGCAAGGUUUUGUAAAACGUGUCGAACUAAUGCAAUGCUUGUGAAUUAAAAAGCAAUAUAAGUGAUGACGAAUUUAUGUUACGGAAUAAAUAAUCUUCAAGGCCUUGUUGGGCUAGUUUGGCUUCCUUCCUACCGUUUCGAUUGCAGCAAUGAACACUACGCCAAUUUGAUCGUUAUCACCCUAACAGUAGACUUGAAAAGAAAAUUAGUAUAACUUACUAGAGCUUUUUUAUUUGUGUAAUUCAAUAUUUAUUAAUUGAAAAAAUAUGAGCUUAUAAAGGUAAAACAUAAUUUUGGCAUUAAUAACGGAAAUUGGUUAAAAUCGAAUCGCGUAGUGUUAAUUGCUGCUUUUGAUAUGUCUAUUCUAAAACUAUGCUUCCUUUGAGACCCAGAUGUCGAUAAAUCGUCUGUUUAAAGUGAACAAAGAUUGUGAAUUUUAUUUAUCAAAAUAUAUAUAUCCUCUAAAUUGUUGUAAAAUAUAAAUUUGAAAGAAAUUAUUUAAAAUAUCGUAAAUUAUAAUUGCUUUAAACCGACGAUCAUGCCCACUCGGGACACAGUAUUGCCAUAUAAUAUUACAGCUAUAUUGUUACAUUUGUUUGAAAGUGAAAAAGUAAGAAUGCAAAAUUAGAUAUUGUGCGUUUUGCAGUUUGCAAUUACCUAACAAUAGAUAAGCCAAACUUGUAUAUCUACUUUAAGUUAAACUGAGUGGGCUGGAGGCAUUAUCUGGGGUCUUAAUACAUACUAUAAAUAACUAAUAUAUAUACAAUAGUUAUACCACGCAAAUAUUGUUAGCAAUCUAUAGGUUCUCGACACCAAUACAAAAGUUUUUGAUAUACAUUGUCAUAUUGAACUGAAUUUGUUAAAAAAACUCAUAGUUAUAUGCGUCUGUUGCCGCAAGCUAGUCUCAAUUUGUUGUGUGUAUCGAUAGUUGUUUGUUUGAGCAUAUCGAUAGCUUGGUUUUUAUCGAUGUCGAUAAUUAAAUUGCUGAGAUGUGGUGUGGUUUUGGGGAUAGUUGCGUUAAGGAUUUAGUCAAUUUUCGGGGUUAUAAUGGAUUUGUAGGUACACGGAUUUUAAUAUCUAGGUAUAAUAAUUUCCUGUAUUAUUUAGUUAAUGAUUUUUUUUUUACUAAGUGAAGGCUGUUCUUAUCUUAUUUAAAGUUCAUAUCUAUAAAAUCUUAGCUUUCCAAAUGCUCAAAUAAAUGACUAGAGAGACCAGAAUAGUUCAAAUAUAUCAAUCGAGUGCAUUUCUCUUGAUUACAUAGACUUGAUAUUUAAUGAGGAACAUUACGACUUAAAAUUGUAAGCACUUGUUUCCUACAGAUAUUUUGUCUAUAGAUCUCGGUGAAAUUAUUCGUGCUCGGUAAAAUAGGCUACUCGAUAAUAACCCAGUUUUAUAUACUAAUGCAUUUUAUAAACAAAUUUUAUAGGUUAGAAUGAACCUCCAAGCGUUACGGUCUCGUAUCGACUGUCGAUUGAAAAAAAUAAAAAGCUUGUCUUUGAUCAAAUGUAUUCGAUCAAUUUGUAACUUAUUCACACGUUUUUCACUAUUUAUAUGUAUAUUCAGCUGAUUUUUAUUUUAAGUGUAGAUUGUUAUUAAUAAUUAUUCUAUCAAAGUGCUUAAUGUCGAUACGAUGACGGCAGCACUAGGCGUUCAAGUCUAACCUUAAAGCUGGGAGAAUUGUUAUCUACAUUUGAAUAGGAAAAGAAAAUAUACGAAUUUGUGAUCUAUUCUGUUCAAAAUAAAGAUAAUUUUCCUCCCGGCUCGCAGAUAACAAAAAUGUCUAAAUGGGGAAAUUAUGAAUUUCCCGCGAAAAUAUCCUUCAAACAGAGAGUAGCCUUUAUCUCACUAAAGGUACGUUUGUAAAUGUAAAAGUGCACUUAAAAUGGAUUGAACCAAAAGAUUAUAUAAUUUUAUAAUAAAGUGUUAGAGUUAUUGACGGGCCGACGUCAAACAAAUUUUGUAUGACGUUACAGAGACGCCGGCCUCGGAGAUAUUGGAUUGUAAUAAAUAUACCAUUUUAACAUUA